UGAGGGCGGAGCCUAGUUCCCGCGAGACGGGACGGAGCGCCCCGAAGGGCCUUGUGUGUACGUGUGUGGUGUCCUAUGUGGUAGACUUCGCUUUAAGGGAGAUAUUUAGAUCCCCGUAGGGGAGAUAAGACAAACAGCCCCGAAGAUUAGAUAAGAUUCUGCGCUCCGCAGUAAAUACCGGCAGAUGAUCUAGCCUGGCGGAGUCACCUGGGGAGUGAAGGGCGAACGGCAUGCGCAUGCGCGCAGGCGCCGCCGGGGGGCGGGAGCCCGCCGAGCCCCUUCCCCAAGGCGGUGAAGAUCACUGCUAGGAGGAACUCUGGGUACAAGAAUGAACAUAAUGCAUGUGAUGAUGGCUCCGAUCUUGAGAUUGCAUCUGAUAAAUGUUUCAAUGACUCCAAGUCGAAUAAAAAUGCUCCCGCAUCUUGAUCUCAUUAGAAACAGAAUGAUGUCAACUCUUAUACCUAAAAAAAAGAUCCAAGAGUAUUAUAGGCUGCUGAAUUUGCAGGAAGGUUGUUCUGCAGAUGAUGUCAGGGAAUCUUUCCAUAAGCUCGCCAAGCAGUACCAUCCAGACGGGGGUUCUGACACAGCGGAUGCUGCCAAGUUUAUAAAGGUAGAAGAAGCUUAUCGGAAGGUGCUCUCCCAUGUGACCGAACAAACUAACGCCAGAAAGAGUAAAGUUGCAGAAGCAGAAGAGGAGGAGGAAAAGUUCGGAUAUAAAACCCCCCAACACCGGCACUACUUAAGUUUUGAAGGUGUUGGUUUGGGAACCCCAAGCCAACGAGAGAAGCAGUAUAGGCAGUUUCGAGCAGAUCGUGCAACUGAGCAAGUGAUGGAAUACCAAAGGCAGAAACUAGAGAAGCAGUAUUUUGCCCAUAGUUUAACCGUGAAGGAUGUAAGACAGAGUAAACAACAAAAAAUCACUCAAGCGAUCGAGCGUCUAGUGGAGGAUCUCAUUCAAGAAUCAAUGGCCAAAGGAGACUUUGAUAAUCUUAGUGGGAAAGGAAAGCCUCUUAAAAAAUUCUCUGGCUGUUCGUAUGUGGAUCCCAUGACUCACAACCUCAACAGAAUAUUGAUAGACAAUGGAUACCAACCAGAAUGGAUCUUAAUGCAAAAGGAAAUAAAGGAUACUAUUGAUGAACUCCGAAGAGCAAUCUUAGUGUCAAGAAAAAAACUUGGGAAUCCAAUGACCCCCACUGAACAAAAACAGUGGGACCAAGUUUGUGAGGAGUUUCAAGAAGACAUCAAAAAGCUUAAUAAGCGAAUUAAUGAUUUUAAUUUAAUUGUUCCCCUCCUAACCAGGCAGAAAGUCCACUUUAAUGCACAGAAAGAAAUUGCCAGAGCCCAGGAAACAUAUGAAGCCCUUAUGAAAACACAAGAAGUCACAGAAAAAAAGGCAGUUGACUCUGACCAGGGAAAAGGGGAGAAAACUCCUGCGGUCAAGACAAGUUUCUUUAACUGGAUGAAUGUGUGGAAAUUCAUUAAAAUAUGACUUUUUCUCUAUUGACAACCAAACCACAACAGUGACCCACAUCAUUUGCAACUGGGCUGACAUUACCCUUGGAGGUUUAUUGCUGUAAUACAAACAUCAGAGAACUGUGUCUCUGUCCAUUUCUAAAACGAAUCACACCCUCCUGGGUUGUGAAAAAAAAAAGAAAGAAAAAAUGGACCAUAAGAAACAGUUGCACCAGCAAAGCCCAGCUUUGCUCUGAGGCUAUAACAAGAAAAGAAGAAAAUUUCUAAGAAAAUGUAUUGGAUCCAUUUUUGAGUUUAAACAGAAGUCUUCAAUGAAAUCUGACAGGGAUACAAGAGCUUCCAGAAAUCUUACUGCAGUUCUCAGCUCUGAUAACUUGCAAAGAGUUGUUUGCUGUUUUCAAACACAGUCUGCACCAGCGACAAAGCUAACAAUGUGUUAUGAAGAGACACAAAACAAGAGGUAUGAAGUACAGGCAAAUAAACUUCCAAAUGAUGCUUUUUGUUUCUUACAAGUCUACUCACAGUGUUUACACCUAAAAUUAGAGUUCCAGAAUAUUCUGGGGGAGGUGGUGGCCAGAGCUAUAGGACAACAGGUAGAGUGCUCGCCUUGCAGGUGGCCGACACAGGUUUAAUACCUGGCACCCUCAGCAUCACCAGGAAUGAUCCCUGAAUACAGAAUCAGUAGUAAGCCCUGAGCAUAGCUGAGUAUGGCCCAAACUGAAACACCAAAACCAAGAAAGUUCAUUUUUUUAAGCUCUUUUUGUGAGUGGAAGCAUUAAGAGAUGUAACUUAAUCUUUUUUUUUUUUUGGGGGGUCACACCUGGUGAUGCACAGGAGUUACUCCUGGCUCUGCACUCAGGAAUUACUCCUGGCGGUGCUCAGGGGACCAUAUGGGAUGCUGGGAUUUGAACCCGGGUCGGCCUCGUGCCAGUCAAACGACCUACCCGCUAUGCUAUCACUCCAGCCCAAGAGAUGUAACUUAAUCUAAUGAGGUUACUGCACUCUUUUUUCUUUUUCUUUUUGGGGUCUCACCCAGUGAUGCUCGAGUUACUCCUGGCUCUGCAUUCAGGUGCUUGGGAGACCAAUGGGAUGCUGGGGAUCGAACCCAAGUCUGCCAUGUGCACAGCAAAUGCAUUCCCUGCAGUAUUAUUGCUCUAGCCCUUAAUUCACUCUUCUUUUUAAAAGUAAAGACCUCCAUGGGCUGCAGAAAUCAAUCAACAAAGCUAUUAUUGGAAAUAGAUACAUUUAAUAGAUACAAUUGUUGGAAAUAGAACCACAGUCCACUAGAAGUGUCCAGUGGACUGUGGUUCAUUUUUAAGGUGUUCUAGUUAAUUUUCUAACCUGUGGGAAGUUGGGGGGGGGAAUCUUUGAGCUCAGUGAAAAUUAAAAGGUUCAGGGCUGGAGCAAUAGCAUAGCAGGUAGGGCGUUUGCCUUGCACGCGGCCGACCCGGGUUUGAUUCCCAGCAUCCCAUAUGGUCCCCUGAGCACCGCUAGGAGUAAUUCCUGAGUGCAAACUCAGGAGUAACUCCUGUGCAUCGCGGGGUGUGACCCAAAAAGCAAAAGCAAAGAAAAAGGAAAAGAAAAUUAAAAGGUUCAGUUCUGGGUACAUCUCUAAUUAGAUCGUGGACUGCUUAAUUACUCCUACCUGAAGCCUCUGUAUGUGUGUAUUAGACUCCUGAGAGGCAUUUUCAGCACUAUGAAAUCUCGUUUUACUGCCCUCAGGAUCUAAUGUCCUGUCUUAGGUAACCCUCUAGAAAACAGAGUAAGUCUGAAUAUUGUGCCAAAUUAUGCCUUUUGGAACUGAUGAAAUGGACAUUUAUGAGAUUGGCAGGAUCCCAUGCACUUCCAGAAAAUCUGAUUUUUGGAGUUUAUGUAACAGACAACACUGCGUAAGAGAUUCAUGCAGAAGUGUGGACAUGCCACUCUGGUCUUUCGAGAACCAGUUGCUUUGUGGGUUUCUGGACCUUCUGCUUAGAUGGAGUCAGCACAGUUGGGAUAAUACCUGCUUAUUUAAUUGAAUGAGUUGUCAUUUGACUUCCACAAUGAUAGAAGUACUUGUCACAAAUUGUGAAUUUAAUUAAAUAUAGUUAUGAUAAACUAUAGUCUGAAAACACUUUAGAAGGUCUUGAUUCUGUGAAUCUUUUUAAAAAUGAGAAUUAGAUGUAUAUCUAAUUGCGCUGCAGCAGCAUGAUGAAGAAAAUAAUUUUGAAUAAUGGAAAAUAGGAAGAUGAGACAACCUGAAAACCCUAGUAAAUCCUUAAUUUCAGCACUGCACACUUUAUGUUUGUAAAUACAUGGAUACAGUUAAUAAAAUUAAUUUUUAAUGAUUA
Sorex araneus (European shrew) is the source of this 3803-nucleotide messenger RNA. It is a transcript of the gene DNAJC28, whose product is annotated as DnaJ heat shock protein family (Hsp40) member C28. The transcript is spliced from 2 exons. The coding region runs from base 329 to 1489 and encodes 386 amino acids. The record is from RefSeq and is a predicted model, not a curated record. Lineage: Eukaryota; Metazoa; Chordata; Mammalia; Eulipotyphla; Soricidae.